AUGCCGGCACUCACGUCAGAAGGUACCAAGCGGAAAGCUUCGGAAGAGGCGGCUUCCCCGGAUUUCCAGAAACAGAUCAAGAAAGCGCGCACUGACUCUCCAGACAGAGAGCUAAAGAUUGAGGAGGAACCGCUGGACAAGCCACCACUGAGGAUCGUCCCCUUCCCUGAAAAGCCCGCAGUCUUGGAAGAACGACGAGGUGAAAUCGAGUUUCGAGUGGUCAAUAAUGAUGGCGCGCGGGAUAGUUUCGUCGUCCUUACCGGAUUGAAGUGCAUCUUUCAGAAACAGCUCCCGAAAAUGCCAAAGGAUUACAUUGCGCGGCUUGUCUACGAUCGAUCGCAUCUAUCCAUUGCCAUUGUGAAGCAUCCGUUGGAGGUGGUAGGAGGGAUCACGUACCGUCCAUUCAAUGGCCGCAAAUUCGCGGAAAUUGUCUUUUGCGCCAUUUCAUCUGAUCAGCAAGUCAAGGGUUAUGGUGCGCAUCUCAUGUCGCAUCUCAAGGACUACGUGAAAGCGACCUCGCCCAUAAUGCAUUUUCUGACGUAUGCGGACAACUAUGCGAUUGGUUAUUUUAAGAAACAAGGGUUCACGAAAGAGAUUACGCUCGAUAAAUCGAUCUGGAUGGGGUACAUCAAGGAUUACGAGGGAGGAACGAUAAUGCAAUGCACGAUGCUGCCCAAGAUACGGUAUCUCGAGGCAGGCCGCAUGCUUCUGAAGCAGAAAGAAGCCGUUCAGGCGAAGAUUCGAGCGUUCAGCCGCUCGCAUAUCAUCCACGCGCCGCCAAAGGAGUGGAAGAAUGGCCCGUGCAAGAUCGAUCCUUUGAGUAUUCCCGCUAUCAAAGAGUCCGGAUGGUCCCCAGACAUGGAUGAGCUGGCGCGCCAGCCACGCCAUGGGCCGAAUUAUAACCAGCUGCUACAUCUGCUUAAUGAUAUGCAGAACCAUAGUGCUGCUUGGCCAUUCACCCAGCCCGUCAACCGGGACGAGGUGCCCGACUACUAUGAAGUCAUCAAAGAGCCAAUGGAUCUCUCGACCAUGGAAGAGAAGCACGAGAAGGACAUGUAUCCGACACCGCAGGACUUCAUCAAAGAUGCCAUGUUGAUCUUUGAUAAUUGUCGGAAGUACAAUAACGAGAACACGCCGUAUGCAAAGAGUGCGAACAAGCUGGAGAAAUUUAUGUGGCAGCAGAUCCGCAACAUCCCAGAGUGGUCGGUGAGUGUCAUCCAGAAACGAUGCACUAUGUUAUUGGUUUGA
Aspergillus clavatus NRRL 1 is the source of this 1248-nucleotide messenger RNA. It is a transcript of the gene gcnE, whose product is annotated as histone acetyltransferase GCN5. The transcript is spliced from 6 exons. Bases 1 to 1248 code for a protein of 415 amino acids. Gene Ontology annotation, biological process: positive regulation of transcription by RNA polymerase II; chromatin remodeling. Gene Ontology annotation, molecular function: histone H3 acetyltransferase activity; protein binding. The record is from RefSeq and is a predicted model, not a curated record. Gene Ontology annotation, cellular component: histone acetyltransferase complex. Lineage: Eukaryota; Fungi; Ascomycota; Eurotiomycetes; Eurotiales; Aspergillaceae.